Camelus dromedarius (Arabian camel) is the source of this 2419-nucleotide messenger RNA. It is a transcript of the gene GLOD4, whose product is annotated as glyoxalase domain containing 4. The transcript has 9 exons. The record is from RefSeq and is a predicted model, not a curated record. The coding region runs from base 84 to 980 and encodes 298 amino acids. Lineage: Eukaryota; Metazoa; Chordata; Mammalia; Artiodactyla; Camelidae.
CCCGCCUGCGUCCUCUGGGGGCGGGGCGGUGCUCUACGCGUGAAACGUGAGUGGUGUCGGUGGUCUCGGUGGUUUUGCUGGUCAUGGCGACUCGUAGAGCUCUGCACUUCGUGUUCAAAGUGGGAAACCGCUUCCAGACAGCGAGUUUCUAUCGUGAUGUCCUGGGGAUGAAGAUUCUGCGGCAUGAGGAAUUUGAUGAAGGCUGCAAAGCUGCCUGUAACGGGCCUUAUGAUGGGAAGUGGAGUAAAACAAUGGUGGGAUUUGGGCCUGAGGAUGAUCACUUUGUUGCAGAACUGACUUACAAUUAUGGCGUGGGAGACUACAGGCUUGGCAAUGACUUCCUGGGAAUCACACUCGCUUCCAGCCAGGCUGUCAGCAAUGCCAGGAAGCUGAAGUGGCCGCUUAAUGAAGUUGCAGAAGGUGUUUAUGAAACUGAAGCCCCAGGAGGAUAUAAGUUCUUUUUGCAGAACCGCAGUCCACCUCAGUCAGAUCCUGUAUUAAAAGUAACUCUAGCAGUGUCUGACCUUCAGAAGUCCUUGAACUAUUGGUCUAAUUUACUGGGGAUGAAAAUUUAUGAAAAAGACGAACAGAAGCAAAGGGCUUUGCUGGGCUAUGCUGAUAACCAGUGUAAGCUGGAGCUCCAGGGCAUCAAGGGGGCAGUAGAUCACGCGGCAGCUUUUGGACGAAUUGCCUUUUCUUGCCCCAAGAAAGAGUUGCCAGACUUGGAAGCCUUGAUGAAAAGGGAGAACCAGAAGAUUCUGACUCCCCUGGUGAGUCUGGACACUCCUGGGAAAGCAACAGUGCAAGUGGUCAUUCUGGCUGACCCUGAUGGACAUGAAAUUUGCUUUGUGGGGGAUGAAGCAUUUCGAGAACUUUCUAAGAUGGAUCCAGAAGGAAGCAAAUUAUUGGAUGACGCAAUGGUGAAAGAUAAAAGUGAUGAAUGGUUUGCUGUACGAAAUAAACCAAAGGCUUCAGGUUAACAGAAGACAUCACGUGAAACAAGCAUUUGUGAUUCCUGUCGAACACCUGUGAGGCCUGACGUAUGCAUUGUAUGAUAAGUGCUCUCACAACUUGGUUGUUUACUGUACAGGCAAGGAGGCUGGAGUGGUAAAGAUUUGUGUAUGUUAAUCUUCGAAAGCUCUGAUGAUGUUUUAGAAAAUCCUAUCAGUCCAUUUAGAGGAGCACCCUUACUGUAAUCUGCACUGUCACUGGAGGCGCACAUUCUGUGUGUAACUGUAUUAGAUUAGUAAUAAAUCACUCUCCAGCCUGGGAUGGCUAUGUGGAACAAUACCUCUGGUUGGGGAUGGAGAAAAUUUUGAUAACCAUGUAGAUUUAAUGAGAACAACUAAAUCCAAAUAAAUCCAACUCAGUUGCUUACAGCAGGAGUACUUCCAGCAUCUGACGACAGUUUGCUCUUCGAAUGUCUUACUCUGGCAGACCUUUACGUACAAAAAUUUUUAAAGAAAUUUUGUGUUUUGAACCAAAAGAUUUUGGUUACACUCCCACAUUCCUUGCUUUAAAAUUUUGGGUAGCCAGAGAAAACAGAUGGAAGGAUCAAAUGUGUCGUGUUGCUACAUGCCUGGCUCUGUGCUAGUUUCUUUAUAUAUACAUAUAUACUUAAUCCUCAUAAGAAGAGAACAUGUUAGAUUUCUUAGUAGAUUAGAUGAUUUCUUCAGCCUGAAAAAAAAUUUUUUUUAAAUAUUUGAUUCUGCAGCACAAAUCAAUUUUAAUAACUGGAAACAAUUAAGUUGAGCAUAGUUAUUAUUAAAUAUCUUUUGAAAUUAUGCUUCUGAAAUCAAACUGUCAAAACCCGUCUGUAAGACUCAUUAUUUAAAAAGUGGUGGCCAGGUUCAAACUUCAGGGAAAGAAACUGAGGAGAUUGGAAAGGGUUGACUCAGAGGAUACCAGUUCCAGCAUAAUAUACAUGAAAUUACUUGUAAGUGACAGGCUCUGCUGUUCUCCCUUGCUGGCAGGGAGGGGUAGGGAAAUUUCAGCCUUAAAUUUCAGCUCACCUUCUUAUAGCAUGAUCUUACCUUCACUAAGAGAAAAAAUCCUUUCCUUGCUCCACAGUACAACUUCAAUUCUUGAUCUUAGGGAAGCAGCUCAGAAAAAAAGGAGUUUUCAAAGCAAACCAAGCUAUAUAUAUACUCCUUCUCUGGACAGUUAGUUCAACUUUUUUCCUACAUAUGGGGAAAUUAUGAUAUAAAUUUUGAAUAACCAGGUAAACUCUGUCUCUUUGACUAUGAUUUGUCAAUUCACAGAUUUUGUAUUAGAUUAUUAUGAAAUCAAUGACAUUUAUCUCUAGUAGUACUGUUCUGAAAAGAAAGUGUACUUUUCCCACGGUGGUAGGCUGCUAUGAUACGACCUUCUAAGUUUGUUACAAUAAAGUAAGUGCUUUAUGUAAGUACUAAACACUUAA